AUGGGCUACUACAACGGCGCCUACCACAGAACGGUGGUGAGGUUCAGCUUGGCCGAUUUCUCCACCAUCGAGGUGCGCGACUUUGCUUCAGAGGUGGGCAAUGAUCACAUGACGGCGGGCGGCUUCGUGCACGGCGACGACAGCUACGUGGGCAAUGAUCACAUGACGGCGGGCGGCUUCGUGCACGGCGACGACAGCUACGCUGUCACGGCAGGCGGCAAGGUCAUCCGCUUCGACGCCCAGCCUGCCGCCCAGGCGACUCCGCCUCCGAGCCCGAGCCCGACGCCCGCCCCCGCGCCGCCCGGCGCGGGCGCGGGGGGCUCCGGGGCCUCCGCCGUCGGCGACCCGCAUCUGCAGAACGUUCACGGCGAGCGGUUCGACCUGAUGAAGGAGGGCAAGCAUGUUCUGAUAAACAUCCCUCGUGGAAAGAGUCCUGACAGCGCCUUGCUCCACGUGAAGGCCGAUGCGCGCCGGUUGGGUGGGCAGUGCGCGGACCUGUAUUUCCAAGAGCUGAACGUUACGGGGUCUUGGGCAGAGGCAAAGCAGGCUGGAGGGUAUCACUACAGCGUGUCGCAUCACGACGUCGAGACUCCGGGGUGGAUUGCCUAUGGCAAGGUUGAGCUAAAAGUCAUUCGUGGACGUGCGCACAACGGCCUCCGUUACUUGAACGUGUACGCGAAGCAUUUGCGUCGAGCGGGGUUUGCUGUCGGGGGGCUGCUGGGGGAAGAUGAUCAUGAUGACGUAAUCGUUCCCCCAGGCUCAUGCGCCAAGCGUCUGGCUCUGGUGGGCGACGAGAAAGCGGGCAGCGAAGACCCCUCGGUUGCCUCAGUCGCGGUAGCAACCCUCGCGUAG
Messenger RNA from Prorocentrum cordatum, 852 nucleotides. NCBI's taxonomy places the organism in Eukaryota, Dinophyceae, Prorocentrales, Prorocentraceae. The record is from the annotation of a GenBank genome assembly.